This is a messenger RNA of Odocoileus virginianus texanus, 5502 nucleotides long. The record is from RefSeq and is a predicted model, not a curated record. Lineage: Eukaryota; Metazoa; Chordata; Mammalia; Artiodactyla; Cervidae.
AUGGAAGAGCAGGGGACGAGGAACCUUGAUGAGGAACUAGGGGACAAGGGUGGCCACAUAGUCACCCAUGGUAUGAAAGAGCAGCUGUGUGUAAUCAAUUACCAAAGUUUAGUAAGAAACCUAAUAAAAGUAAAAAACAUUCUACCACCUCAACAGAGAGAUGGAGAUCUUCCAGCUUCAAAGAAGAAACGCCAGGCAGGGGAGAAGAUCAUGUACACUUUGGUCUCAGUCCCACAUGGAAAUGACAUUGCGUCGCUUUUCGAACUGGAUGCCACGACUCUUCAGAGAGCGGACUGCCUGGUUCCAAGGAACUCGUAUGUUCGGUUAAGACAUUUAUGUACAAACACGUGGGUAACCAGUACUAGCAUCCCCAUAGACACGGAUGAAGAGAGGCCAGUUAUGUUGAAGAUUGGAACUUGCCAAACAAAAGAAGAUAAAGAAGCGUUUGCCAUUGUGUCUGUCCCACUGUCCGAGGUCCGAGACUUAGACUUUGCCAAUGAUGCAAAUAAAGUGCUGGCGACUACAGUUAAAAAGCUGGAAAAUGGCACAAUAACUCAAAAUGAAAGGAGGUUUGUAACCAAGUUAUUGGAAGACCUUAUCUUCUUUGUUGCUGAUGUGCCUAACAAUGGACAAGACGUUCUAGAUGUGCUUAUCACCAAGCCAAACCGAGAACGUCAGAAGUUAAUGAGGGAACAAAACAUAUUGGCACAGGUAUUUGGGAUUCUUAAAGCACCCUUUAAGGAGAAAGCAGGAGAAGGCUCAAUGUUGAGACUUGAAGAUCUGGGGGACCAAAGAUACGCUCCCUAUAAGUACAUGCUGAGGCUGUGUUACCGUGUGCUGAGACAUUCGCAGCAGGACUACCGGAAAAAUCAGGAAUACAUUGCUAAGAAUUUCUGUGUCAUGCAGUCCCAGAUUGGCUAUGAUAUUUUGGCAGAAGAUACCAUCACAGCUUUGUUGCACAACAACAGAAAACUACUAGAGAAACACAUUACAGCAAAAGAAAUAGAAACAUUUGUUAGUUUACUCAGGAGAAAUCGAGAGCCAAGGUUUUUGGAUUAUUUAUCAGAUCUGUGUGUGUCUAAUACCACCGCGAUACCCGUAACUCAAGAACUCAUCUGCAAAUUUAUGUUGAGCCCAGGCAAUGCAGACAUUCUCAUUCAAACCAAACUGGUCUCAAUGCAAGGAGACAACCCCAUGGAGAGUGCCAUCCUGUCAGAUGACAUUGAUGAGGAAGAAGUUUGGCUCUACUGGAUUGACAGCAACAAGGAACCUCAUGGCAAAGCUAUCAGGCACCUUGCCCAGGAGGCCAAGGAGGGCACCAAGGCUGAUUUGGAAGUCCUUACCUAUUACAGGUACCAGCUCAAUCUCUUUGCAAGGAUGUGCUUGGAUCGCCAGUAUCUGGCCAUAAACCAGAUUUCUACACAACUCUCUGUUGAUUUGAUCCUGCGAUGUAUGUCAGAUGAGAGCCUGCCUUUUGACCUCCGAGCAUCUUUUUGUCGCCUCAUGCUCCACAUGCAUGUUGACCGGGAUCCCCAGGAGUCCGUGGUCCCUGUUCGCUAUGCCCGGCUCUGGACAGAAAUCCCCACGAAAAUCACAAUUCAUGAAUAUGAUUCUAUAACAGACUCUUCCAGAAAUGAUAUGAAGAGGAAAUUUGCACUGACAAUGGAAUUUGUUGAAGAAUACUUGAAAGAAGUUGUAAAUCAGCCUUUUCCUUUUGGAGAUAAAGAAAAAAACAAACUGACAUUUGAGGUGGUUCACUUGGCUCGGAAUCUUAUAUACUUUGGAUUUUACAGUUUCAGUGAGUUGUUAAGGCUAACAAGGACUCUUCUGGCUAUCUUAGAUAUUGUCCAGGCCCCCAUGUCAUCAUAUUUUGAAAGAUUAAGCAAAUUUCAAGAUGGAGGAAACAAUGUCAUGAGAACCAUCCAUGGGGUGGGAGAGAUGAUGACCCAGAUGGUGCUCAGCAGAGGCUCUAUCUUCCCCAUGAGUGUGCCUGACAUUCAGCCCAGCCUGCACCCCAGCAAACAGGGGAGCCCCACUGAUCAUGAGGACGUCACCGUCAUGGACACCAAGCUGAAGAUCAUUGAGAUUUUACAGUUUAUCUUGAGUGUCAGACUAGAUUAUAGGAUCUCCUAUAUGCUGUCAAUAUAUAAGAAGGAAUUCGGGGAGAACAAUGGAAAUGCUGAAACGUCCACCAGUGGCUCUCCUGAUACACUGCUGCCAUCAGCUAUUGUUCCUGAUAUAGAUGAAAUUGCAGCUCAGGCAGAAACUAUGUUUGCUGGAAGAAAGGAGAAAAAUCCAGUUCAACUCGAUGACGAAGGAGGCAGGACGUUUUUACGGGUCCUCAUUCAUCUGAUCAUGCAUGACUACCCGCCUCUGCUAUCGGGAGCCCUGCAGCUGCUAUUCAAGCACUUCAGCCAGAGAGCGGAAGUUUUACAGGCAUUUAAACAGGUGCAGUUGCUGGUGUCUAAUCAGGAUGUAGAUAACUACAAACAGAUCAAGGCAGAUCUAGACCAGCUCCGACUUACUGUAGAGAAAUCCGAGUUAUGGGUUGAGAAGAGCAGCAGCUAUGAGAAUGGAGAAAUGGGUGAAAAUCAAGUAAAAGGUGGUGAAGAGCCAAUUGAGGACUCAAACAUUUUAAGUCCAGUGCAAGAUGGAACAAAGAAACCUCAGAUUGACAGCAAUAAGAGCAACAACUAUCGGAUUGUAAAGGAGAUUUUGAUUAGGCUCAGUAAACUCUGCAUCCAGAACAAAAAGUGUCGCAAUCAACAUCAACGAUUAUUGAAAAAUAUGGGAGCCCAUUCGGUAGUGUUGGAUCUGCUGCAGAUACCCUAUGAAAAGAACGAUGAGAAGAUGAAUGAAGUCAUGAAUCUGGCUCACACAUUCCUGCAGAAUUUCUGUCGGGGAAAUCCACAGAAUCAAGUUCUCCUCCAUAAACAUCUGAAUUUGUUCUUAACCCCUGGUCUCCUUGAAGCAGAAACCAUGCGGCACAUCUUCAUGAACAAUUACCAUCUAUGCAAUGAAAUCAGUGAGAGGGUUGUCCAGCACUUCGUGCACUGCAUUGAGACACAUGGCCGCCACGUGGAGUACCUAAGGUUUCUGCAGACGAUCGUCAAAGCAGAUGGUAAAUACGUGAAGAAAUGCCAGGAUAUGGUAAUGACCGAGUUGAUAAAUGGGGGUGAAGAUGUGCUGAUAUUUUACAAUGAUAGAGCAUCAUUUCCCAUCCUUCUCCAUAUGAUGUGUUCAGAGAGAGACCGAGGGGAUGAGAGUGGCCCCUUAGCCUACCACAUCACCCUUGUGGAGCUGCUGGCAGCAUGCACAGAGGGGAAAAAUGUCUACACUGAAAUCAAGUGCAAUUCCCUUCUGCCCCUGGACGACAUAGUGAGGGUGGUGACCCAUGAUGACUGCAUCCCUGAGGUUAAAAUUGCUUAUGUGAAUUUUGUUAAUCACUGUUACGUUGACACAGAAGUGGAAAUGAAAGAAAUCUACACAAGUAACCACAUUUGGAAAUUAUUUGAGAACUUCUUGGUGGAUAUGGCAAGGGUUUGCAACACAACCACAGACAGGAAGCAUGCAGACACCUUUUUGGAGAAGUGUGUUACCGAGUCAAUAAUGAACAUUGUGAGCGGCUUCUUUAAUUCACCCUUUUCAGACAACAGUACCAGCCUCCAGACACAUCAGCCAGUUUUUAUUCAGCUACUCCAGUCUGCCUUCAGAAUUUAUAAUUGCACCUGGCCAAAUCCGGCCCAGAAAGCCUCAGUGGAGUCCUGUAUCAGAACUUUGGCUGAAGUGGCAAAGAAUCGCGGAAUUGCCAUUCCAGUGGAUUUGGACAGCCAAGUGAAUACUCUUUUCAUGAAGAGUCACUCAAAUAUGGUGCAGAGAGCGGCCAUGGGCUGGAGACUAUCAGCUCGCUCUGGACCACGCUUUAAGGAAGCUCUUGGAGGGCCUUCUUGGGAUUACAGAAAUAUUAUUGAAAAGUUACAGGAUGUAGUGGCCUCCUUGGAGCAACAAUUCAGCCCGAUGAUGCAGGCUGAAUUCUCAGUGUUGGUGGAUGUGUUGUACAGCCCAGAACUGCUGUUUCCUGAGGGAAGCGAUGCGAGAAUAAGAUGUGGUGCUUUCAUGUCGAAGUUGAUUAACCAUACAAAGAAACUGAUGGAAAAAGAAGAAAAAUUGUGCAUUAAAAUUCUUCAGACUUUACGAGAAAUGCUAGAGAAGAAAGACAGCUUUGUGGAAGAGGGUAAUACAUUAAGAAAAAUCCUGCUGAAUCGAUACUUUAAAGGUGAUUACGGAGUCUCUAUAAAUGGACACCUCUCUGGAACCUACUGCAAAACUGCACAAGGAGGAGGAAGCUUUUCUGGGCAAGAUUCAGAUAAGAUGGGGAUAUCCAUGUCAGAUAUUCAGUGUCUCCUGGAUAAAGAAGGUGCAUCUGAACUUGUCAUCGAUGUUAUAGUGAAUACCAAAAAUGACAGAAUUUUUUCAGAAGGCAUCUUACUUGGCAUUGCCUUGCUGGAAGGCGGAAACACACAAACUCAGUAUUCCUUCUACCAGCAGUUACAUGAACAAAAAAAAUCAGAAAAAUUCUUCAAAGUUCUUUAUGACCGAAUGAAAGCUGCUCAGAAAGAGAUAAGAUCAACAGUGACAGUUAACACCAUCGACUUAGGUAACAAAAAAAGGGAUGAUGACCCAGAACUGAUGACAUCUGGCCCACGAAUGAGAGUAAGAGAUUCAUCAUUACAUCUAAAAGAGGGGAUGAAAGGGCAGUUAACAGAAGCUUCUUCGGCCACAUCCAAAGCAUACUGUGUCUACAGAAGAGAAAUGGAUCCAGAAAUAGACAUGAUGUGUGCAGGGCCUGAAGCGGGAAAUGCGGAGGACAAGUCCGCCGAGGAAGUCACCAUGAGCCCUGCCAUUGCCAUCAUGCAGCCGAUUCUGAGGUUUCUGCAGUUACUCUGUGAGAAUCACAACCGGGAGCUGCAGAACUUCCUAAGGAAUCAAAACAACAAAACCAAUUACAACCUUGUCUGUGAGACCCUUCAGUUUUUGGAUUGCAUUUGUGGAAGUACAACAGGGGGCCUGGGACUCUUGGGUCUCUACAUCAACGAGAAGAAUGUGGUGCUGGUCAACCAGACUCUGGAGAGCUUGACUGAGUAUUGUCAAGGUCCAUGCCAUGAAAAUCAGACAUGUAUUGCUACUCAUGAAUCUAAUGGAAUUGAUAUCAUCAUUGCUUUGAUUCUAAAUGACAUAAACCCUCUUGGUAAAUAUCGAAUGGACCUGGUGCUUCAACUAAAGAACAAUGCCUCCAAGCUUUUGCUGGCCAUUAUGGAAAGCCGACAUGACAGCGAGAAUGCAGAAAGGAUUCUUUUCAACAUGAGACCCAGAGAACUGGUGGAUGUGAUGAAGAAUGCCUACAACCAAGGAUUGGAAUGCGAUCAUGGGGAUGAUGAGGGCGGAGAUGAUGAUGUUUCCCCAAAGGAUGUUGGACACAAUAUCUAUAUCCUGGCCCAUCAG